Molecule: messenger RNA, 153 nt
Organism: Chaetomium globosum CBS 148.51
Lineage: Eukaryota; Fungi; Ascomycota; Sordariomycetes; Sordariales; Chaetomiaceae
Exons: 3
Coding region: 1-153 (50 amino acids)
Source: RefSeq, a predicted model, not a curated record
AUGUCUUGGUUCGGCGUUACCCCGUUGAAGAAGUUCCCCGCGCCAGUGUUGCGCCCCAUGGCUCCGUUCCUGGCUGCCGCCGACGAGUUCAAGAACGACCCCCAGGAACCCCAACGCGAAGGCUGCGCACUAGGCGGUGGCUACGAGUGGUGA